This is a messenger RNA of Amorphotheca resinae ATCC 22711, 601 nucleotides long. RefSeq lists its product as hypothetical. The transcript is spliced from 2 exons. The coding region runs from base 120 to 377 and encodes 85 amino acids. Lineage: Eukaryota; Fungi; Ascomycota; Leotiomycetes; Helotiales; Amorphothecaceae. The record is from RefSeq and is a predicted model, not a curated record. Gene Ontology annotation, biological process: mitochondrial respiratory chain complex IV assembly. Gene Ontology annotation, cellular component: mitochondrion.
UCAAACACCACUUCACUGCACUUCUCCAGCAUGAUCAAUUGCCAGCGCCAGGCCCUUCCGUAAACCCAGAAACUCCUCCAGUUCGACUACCGGCCAGAAAAGGGGGACAGGAAACGAACAUGUCCCGCGCGGCAAAGCUCACUCUGGCGGGCUCGUCCCUCUUCGCUAUUGCAACAGUUGCCUUUGUGCAUUACGCGCAGCAGAGCGAGAAGGCUGCAAUGCACGCAGGCGUUCUCCGAGACAUGGAGCAGCAGCGGAUCAAGAAAGAGCGCCAACUAGACUUCGAGAUGCAGCGCGCUUUGGAGGAGGAGUAUAGAAAGGUGCAACAUGUGCAUGAUGGCGGCGGCCUGGAGGUCGCAGAGAAGCGGCCAUCAUGAUACAUGUUGUUACGGGCCAUGGUCGACCUGGAUUGUACAUUAUAAUGGAGGUGUGGGAUUGUAUAUUAUGGGGGUAAAGCAUUGGGCGGCGUAUGACGGAUAUCAGGCCAUCAGAAGGAUGGAGCACUGCAAAGCAUAAACGGAGCAGAGUCUUGUAUCACUACGUCGGAAGGAAACCACAGCUCACAGAUCGCACUUAUUAUCUAUCUCAACUUCCCCACAAC